Molecule: messenger RNA, 501 nt
Organism: Sphenostylis stenocarpa
Lineage: Eukaryota; Viridiplantae; Streptophyta; Magnoliopsida; Fabales; Fabaceae
Source: the annotation of a GenBank genome assembly
AUGGAAAACUCUUCAUCGUCAUCUUCAAACUCAGUCUAUCGAGAGUGUCUCCGCAACCAUGCAGCGAGCCUCGGCAGCUACGCGACAGAUGGUUGCGGAGAGUUCACUCUCGAUGACGUCUCUUCUCCCUCUCUCCAAUGUGCGGCCUGUGGCUGCCACCGGAACUUUCAUCGCAAGAUUGCGGUGGAAGGAAUGGUGGGUGGAGGGAGCGGGGACAUGAUGGAGUACUCGGGAGGGGACGUGGGAAGGAUGGAGGUGGGGGAGAGGAGCAGCAGGAAGAGGUUCAGGACGAAGUUCAGUGCCGAGCAGAAGGAGAAGAUGCUGGGGUUUGCAGAGAAGCUGGGGUGGAAGCUGCAGAGGAAGGAGGUGGAUGAUGAGAUUGAGAGGUUUUGUAAAAGUGUUGGAGUGACUAGACAGGUUUUCAAGGUGUGGAUGCAUAACCAUAAGAACAACUCUAAUUCUUCUAACUCUUCUGCUAAUCUCUCUUCUCUCACUCAGUGA